Molecule: messenger RNA, 1122 nt
Organism: Morchella importuna
Lineage: Eukaryota; Fungi; Ascomycota; Pezizomycetes; Pezizales; Morchellaceae
Exons: 4
Coding region: 1-1122 (373 amino acids)
Biological process (GO): aromatic amino acid biosynthetic process
Cellular component (GO): cytoplasm
Molecular function (GO): 3-deoxy-7-phosphoheptulonate synthase activity
Source: RefSeq, a predicted model, not a curated record
AUGACCCUCUCGGUUGACGAAGUUGAAGAUUCCCGCGUCAUUGGACAGGAUCCUCUGAUUCCUCCCAGUCUUCUCCAGCACGAAAUUCCUGCAACCGCUGCCUCCAAAGCUGCCGUUCUCCAAGGCCGUAAAGACUCCAUUGCCGUCAUCACCGGCCAGACCGACAAACUCCUCGUCAUUGUUGGACCCUGUUCCAUCCACGACCCUGAAACCGCCCUCGAGUACGCAGGCCGUCUCAAGGCUGUCUCAGAAAAACUUCAAGAUGACUUGGUCAUCGUCAUGAGGGCCUAUCUCGAGAAGCCCCGUACAACCGUCGGCUGGAAGGGUCUCAUCAACGACCCGGACAUUGACGAGAGCUUCCAGAUCAACAAGGGUUUGAGAGUGAGUCGACAAUUGUUCGUUGAUCUUACCUCAAUGGGGAUGCCUAUUGCCUCCGAGAUGCUGGACACUGUUUCUCCCCAGUUCCUCGCAGAUCUGUUGUCACUUGCCGCCAUUGGUGCAAGGACCACCGAGUCCCAGCUCCACAGAGAGUUGGCUAGUGGUGUCUCCUUCCCCGUCGGAUUCAAGAACGGUACUGACGGGAGCUUGACGGUCGCCAUUGAUGCUGUGUUGUCGGCGAGCCAUCCUCACCACUUCAUGGGUGUGACGAAGCAAGGUCUUGCUGCAAUCACCAGGACUACCGGAAACGAGCACGGUUUCGUGAUCCUGCGUGGAGGCGCGAAGGGCCCUAACUACAAGGCAGAUGAUGUCAAGGCCACAAAAGAGGCUUUGAAGAAGAAGGGCCAGAGGGAGAUCAUGAUGAUUGACUGCUCCCACGGGAACAGCUCCAAGAACCACAGGAAUCAACCUCUUGUCGCUGCCGACAUCGCCGCUCAGAUCCGCGCCGGAGAAGAUGGUAUUGUUGGUGUCAUGAUUGAGUCCAACAUCAAUGAGGGUCGCCAGGAUGUCCCUUCUGCUGAGCAAGGAGGUGUCAGUGCGCUCAAGAAGGGUGUCUCAAUCACUGAUGCCUGUGUGGAUUGGCCAUCUACCGUUGAAAUGCUCGAGGGGCUUGCUGAGGCUGUGAGGGCAAGGAGAACCGGCAGGGAGAGCGGUGCUGGAACCAAGAGAAAGGCUGAAGAGUAA